CAACUCUACCCCACCCGCAAGAAAAGGACAAGUUUCCCCUUAAAAGUUCCCCUUCCGUUCGGCCAUUCCCAUCGGGAGAGAGGAGAUGGGGAAUGAUCUGACGGAGGAGCAGGUGGCGUCGAUGCGGGAGGCGUUCGCUCUGUUUGACACGGACGGCGACGGGCGGAUCGCGGCGUCGGAACUGGGGAUCCUGAUGCGAUCGCUGGGUGGUAAUCCGACCCAGGCACAGCUGAAGGAAAUCGCGGCGUCGGAGGGCCUGACCGCCCCCUUCGACUUCUCCCGUUUCCUUGAGCUCAUGCGGAAGCACCUCCGCCCCGAGCCUUUCGACCGCCAGCUCCGCGACGCCUUCCGCGUCCUCGACAAGGACUCCACCGGCGUCGUCGCCGUCUCCGACCUCCGCCACGUCCUCACCAGCAUUGGCGAGAAGCUCGAUCCCGCCGAGUUCGACGAGUGGAUCCGCGAGGUCGACGUCGGCCCUGAUGGCACCAUCCACUACGAGGACUUCAUCCUCCGCAUGGUUGCCAAGUGAAAUGAGAUAAUCCACCACCCGAAUCUUGAUCUUCCGUGUGUAUCUCUCUCCCUUGAUCAUUGCGUUUUUCUUUUAUGUGCUUCUUUUUUUUUUUUCUUUUUAAAGAUGUGAUGUUAUGUGAUAGUGCAUCAGGGAUCUAUCUGGGCCUGAUCUUUCGAUUGCUUGUUUUUGGGUUGAUUGCUGUAUUGUAACGUCUGAGAUUGGUAUUCGAAGCGAGUGGAUGGAGAAAUGCAUGUAGCCAUGUUUCAUAAAAUGACAAAUUUAUGAAUUUGGAACCGUGGGAUUGGCUUAUUGGAUAGUUUCUGAUGAGUUUUGCCUCAUCUGAUGUCAUGUUUAUUUUAUCA
Messenger RNA from Phoenix dactylifera (date palm), 873 nucleotides. The record is from RefSeq and is a predicted model, not a curated record. Lineage: Eukaryota; Viridiplantae; Streptophyta; Magnoliopsida; Arecales; Arecaceae.